CUGGAAUCAGGACAGAAACAGGUGAAAACUGAAGUUUUAAUUGUCUGUUUAUCUCAGAAAUGGAGGGAGUUGUAUUCAUCACUUUUCUUCUGACAGCUGUCUUCAGUUUCUCUGCAUGUGUUCCACAUCAGUAUCAUUUUGUGAAUAAAACAGUCAGCUGGACUGAAGCUCAGAGAUUCUGCAGAGAGAAUUACACAGAUCUGGCCACCAUCAACAACAAGAACGACAUUGAAGAACUGAUGAAGUCUGUGAAUGAUAAAAGUGUUCCGCGUGUCUGGAUCGGACUGCACAAGACAGAGAAUAAAACAUGGAAGUGGUCUCUGGGUGACCCUGCGAUCUACACAGGAAGUGAUUCACUGUAUCAGAAAUGGGUAAACGAUCAAUCAAAUGCUGCUGGUGACUGUGUUGUAAUGAAGAAUGGAGAAUUGCACAACAAUAACUGUACAAACAAAAACUCUUUCAUUUGCUAUAAUGCCAGCAGUAAAGAAUACAUCUUUAACAGUACACAAAUGAACUGGACAGAGGCUCAGAGUUUCUGCAGAGAGAAACACACAGAUCUGGUCAGUGUGAGGAACCAGAAUGAGAAUCAGACGAUUCAGAACAUUAUUAAUAAUCAGGCAGGAAAUGAUAAUGUCUGGAUCGGUCUGUUCAGAGACUCGUGGGAGUGGUCAGAUCACAGUGAAUCCUCAUUCAGAUUCUGGGCAUCUGGUGAAGCCCUAGCAGGAAAUACUGAAAACUGCACAGUGAUCUCACUCAAUGAGCCGCGGGGGAAAUAUCAGGACUGGUACGGUGAUCAAAGCCGCAAUUACCCCUUUGUCUGUUAUGAGGAUAAACUGGUUUUGAUUAAACUGAAUCUGACCUGGAAUAAAGCUCUGAGAUACUGCAGAGAAAAUCAUGUAGAUCUGGUGUCAGUUCACUCUGAGCAGAUUCAGCGUCGUGUGAUGAAUAUGGUAAAAAGCGCCUCAACUGCAGCAGUGUGGAUGGGUCUACAUCACUACUGCGCAAUGAACAUGUGGAUCUGGUUGAGGGGGGAGGUUGUGUGUUACCAGAACUGGGCUGCAGGUAACAGGACAGGAGUGAAAGACUGCAGGGGUGGUCCGAUAGUUGGAGCAGUUCAGUCUGGAGGAGAUCAGACCUGGAUCAGCCUUCCUCAAACUCACCAACUCAACUUCAUCUGCACUAACUAUGAAGACUGAAACAAGAUCAUCAUCAUCAUCUCACCUGUUGUCAGUGGAGUUACAAUUUCAUCAAUUUUCAUUUAAAACUUAUUUUUCAUGUAAAUCAAUGUAAAAACUUUCUGAUUUUUUCAAUUCAUGUCAAUUGUCCCUGUGAGUGAAUCUGUGCUAUUGUAGUCCUGAGAUAAAUCAUGCAUUUAGUCUUUCUGAAUGAACAGAACUGAAUUUACAUUUACACUUGUUUGAUAUAGCUUUGCUGCAUUGUUUUAUUGCAGUUUUUGGGCCUAUCAUUUAGUUUCAGUACGCACGUAAGCAAUAAUAUAUAGUAUUUUUUUUUAAACAAUUUGACAGAAUGUCACUGAUUUUUUAGUUGUUGUGUCAUGAAAAAUGGCUUCUGUUGGGUGACUUUUCUUUUUUAUGAUGCUUGCAAUGUCACUUCAGAUGUCACUUC
This is a messenger RNA of Myxocyprinus asiaticus (Chinese sucker), 1626 nucleotides long. Its product is annotated as macrophage mannose receptor 1-like. The transcript is spliced from 6 exons. The coding region runs from base 60 to 1196 and encodes 378 amino acids. The record is from RefSeq and is a predicted model, not a curated record. Lineage: Eukaryota; Metazoa; Chordata; Actinopteri; Cypriniformes; Catostomidae.